GCUCGCGAGGACCCCGCAUGGCCAAGAUGGCGGCGCCCGCGCGGCAAGUGACCAACCUCCUCGGGCUGGCGGCGACCCUGGGCCCCGGGUCCCGUGGCUACCGGGCGCCGCCGCCCCCUCGCCGCUCGCCGGGGCCCUGGUGGCCGGACCCGCAAGACCCACUGACCCCGCGCUGGCAGCUGGGGCCGCGCUAUGCGGCCAAGCAGUUCGCGCGGCACGGAGCCGCCUCCGGGGUGGCUGCCGGUUCACUGUGGCCAUCGCGGGAACAGCUGCGCGAGCUAGAGGCUGAGGAGCUCGAGUGGUACCCGAGUCUGGAGGCCAUGCAGGAGUCUCUGAGGGUGCAGCAGCUGGCGGAGGAGCAGAAGCGUCAGGCCAGGGAGCAGCUCAUUGCAGAGUGCAUGGCCCUGAUGCCCCAGAUGAUUGAGAGCUGGCGGCAGCGACAGCAGCAGCGCAGGGAGCAGGAGCAGGCGGACAAGCAGCGGCGGGCUCGGCUGCAAGCUGAGGCCCAGGAGCGCCUGGGCUACCAUGUGGACCCGAGAAGCACCCGCUUCCAGGAGUUGCUGCAAGACCUGGAGAAGCAGGAGCGCAAGCGCCUCAAGGAGGAUAAACAAAGACAGAAGAAGGAGGCGCGAGCUGCUGCAAUGGCUGCCGCUGCUGUCCAAGACCCAGCAGCCUCUGUGGCACCCAGCUCCUGAGCUGUGUUCUUUCCCAAUAAAACCUGCUGCCUGUCAGCCCCACUC
This is a messenger RNA of Manis pentadactyla (Chinese pangolin), 740 nucleotides long. It is a transcript of the gene GADD45GIP1, whose product is annotated as GADD45G interacting protein 1. The transcript is spliced from 2 exons. The coding region runs from base 18 to 695 and encodes 225 amino acids. NCBI's taxonomy places the organism in Eukaryota, Metazoa, Chordata, Mammalia, Pholidota, Manidae. The record is from RefSeq and is a predicted model, not a curated record. Gene Ontology annotation, cellular component: nucleus.